GCUAAAACGUCAUCAAAAUGACGCCUUGUCGAUCUCAAUGCAAAUUACGAUAAAAACUUCAAAGAAAUUUGUGUAACCAAUGGAUUUAUAAUAAAUCGAUAUAAUUCAAGUGCCUGAUAACAAAAAUAAAUCGUUAUUAUAAUUCUCAACCUGACGAGUUGAAAAAAAGUUGCCUCUUUGACGCGAGUAGUCAAUAUACCUGCAAUUUUGUUCAUGUAAACAUUGCUGAAUAUUUUCAUAUUUCAUAUCACGAUUCUGUCAAUAUUUCGGAAAAUAAGUAAACUGUAAUUCUCAUGACUCGCAGUUAUUCCUACGGUAAGGUGAAAGUGAAGAUAUAAUCUUCACUACGGAACACGCCACGACACUUCGUAAACUCUGCAUCUAGUAUAAGUCACGUAGCGAUAGAAGCGAAACAUGUAAUUACAACAUACAGCAAGGAGCCUACAAAUUAUUGUGCAAAUUCUGCUUAGUCUUGCAACACUUGUAUAUCCUGGCUGCUACUUGUCUUGCAAUGGAUAUUGAAGGGCGAUGAAAGAUACUUGUGAAAUUUGAUGCAAAUACCUUCAGAGGUGCUGAGGUUUCGGCAAAACGAUCAUUAAAACCAAAUGGAGCAACAAAACAUGGAGGGUAGUACAGAAGAGACUGGGAAUAGUGACUUUAAUGAAUCCAUAAACAAUGCGACAUCUGAAAAUGUCACACUGAAAGAAGAGGUUGAACCUCAUACAGAGAUUCAGGCUCUAGAUACGCAACCUGACGAUGUUCUUAUCGAUCAUUUGAAAAUUGAAACUACAGUCACAGAGGUAGUUACAGAACCAAUGGCUGUUGUGAUAGAAAAUAAUGAAAACCCACCAGAUUUCCCAAGCAGCAAGAAUUGCGAUCCUAAUAAUGAAUGCACUUUUGAAGUUGCUGAACAGACGGUUGAAGUAGUCACUUCAAUUGAUACUUCCGAAGUCCAUACAGAGCUUGCAGCAAAAGUAACUAUGGAUGAUUCAUUAAAGGAGUUGAUCGAAAUAAAAACAGACAACAUGUCUGAUUUGAUGCAUGAAAAUCUGUCCAUUGAUACUGAGGAAUGUAGUCACCAAGCUGUCGAAGAUGCGACUGGUGUUGAGGAAACUACACAAACUCAUGAACCCUGUGACCCAAAUGUGAUGAGCAUUGUUGAAGAAAUAGUUACGACAAGUAAACUGCCGUAUACUGUAGAAAUCCAAGAAGAAGACAGUUCGGAUGACAGGGAAGGUUUUGUAACGAAAGAGUUGGUUUUGCUAGAAGUUGUCGAAGACUGUGAUGCUGCCAUUGGAGAAAAUGAUGCAGCUGUUGAAGAGAAUAUUGUAGAGCUAGAAAUGAACCAAACGCAUGACUGUGUGCCCACUAGCAGUGAACCUAUCUCGAACGAAUCAUUGCUGUCUAAAAAUCACGACAAUGAAGAUAACUGUCAGUUAGUUCCAGAUAAGUCUGAAAUCAAAGACGUAUCACUGGAAACAGCCAAUGAGGAUCGUAAGAGCACAACAAUUGUUAGUGCCACGAUGAAAACUGACAAAACUGUUGGAAUGAUGGAAGAUGAGAAAUCAUCCGUCGAAUCAAAAUUGUCAAGGAAACCAGAUAAUCACAGAAGUUGUAUCCAAGAAAUUGUAGAUGAUUGGGACGAUGAUAACAAUGACCAUAUACCCGACUCUAAACACAGUGUGAGCGACUCCCAUGAUUCUGUAGAAAUUGAAUUAAAAACUCUAUUGGCUGACGAUAAACCUAGUGACAAAGGUGAUGAAAUAAUUGACGACGGUAAACAGAUUAUAAAUAAAAGUUCAAGUAAAGAAACAGUCAAUAUAAAAGAGAAGAAAACGCUAAAGGGUACUGAAUCUGUUGGCAAAGAGCGUGUAAAUGGGUUAGAAAGUGAAACCAGCAAAGGUAAUACAACUGUUGAUGAAACUUUGGCGGAAAAAAAACCUGAAUCAGUACCUGAAGCAUUAGUUCGCGUAGUUAGUAAGCCAACGACCAAUCGGUCAACGGUUACUAUGAUCUCAAAAAAGAAGCAACAACCUACCAGAGCUGGAGUAAAAGUACUGGGACGGCAUUUAAUGAGUCAAAUCGCAUCUAAGGCUGAUGUGACAGAAGUUAUACAAGAACGUAUAAAGGAAAAGCAAAAGGAAAUUGAUCUUCCACAGGGAGGUGAUAUUUUGUUUGUAAAAAAAAUCACUCAACGUUUAUCGAGCAAGUUAUCUGGCGCUUCGACUAAUGCUCUAUCCGCAAAAAUAUCAUUGUCUGAGCCGUCCAAGAUGUCUUCUGAAAAUUUUAGUAAAAAAGCACCGGCCAAAGAUAAAAUAAUGGACGUCGCUGAGAGAAUCGAAACUGCUGAUAACAGAGAAUUACUUGCAAUCUUGGAGGGUGACGUCGAUCCUGAUUGGUCAAACCUCAAACCCCAUACAGUUGUUGAGUCAACUAAGAGUACAGAACCAACAUCAAAUACGACCUCAACACCGGUGAAACUUGAUCCCUAUAAAGAAAGGGAACUGGCAUUGAAGCAACUCCUUGAACUUCCGAGUAUAUCUCUGAAAAGACAUUCAAGAAAGAGAAGAACAUUUAAGCCUGCUCUAAGCAAAGUAUCCUCCGACACUGAUGAAACGCCACAAAAUAUUGUCCCUGUGCCGACAACUGCAUCUGUUAUUGAUGCGGAGAAUAUGCAGACCGUGCCUGUGGAAGAAGAAAAUCGACCUCCAACAAUCGAAUCAGUCGUAAGACAGGAAAGAAUGCAGGUCAGUGUAGAAGAUCAUUUGGAAGAAUCACGGUCUGGUAGGAAGCGAAAACCGACUGAAAAAGCUCGUGAACAUGAACAAAAUUCAUCUAAGAAACAGAAAGUGUACAAAGGAAAGGUGGCUGUGCAGAAAAAGCCUCAUAAAAUUGAAACUUUGGUUGAGGAUUCUGUUCCGGAAAUUCCAGCAGUUGAGACACCUGUAAAAGAAAGUGAAGCAACAUCAGUAAUUUCAAAAGCUGCAAGUAGGAAUAUUCUUUCAAAAAUUGGACCAACGAAAAAUCGAAUAUACCAGACUAAAUCACAGAAAAUGGGAAAGAAAUUGGUUCAGACUAUUGGAAAGCGUAAUAUACCAGUAAAAAAAUUAAUUCGCCAAAAAUCUUCUACCAAUAUUACGAAUGCAAAGUCUGUUCACGUGAAAUCAAAAUUCAUCUCGUCUCCAAAAAAAUACAGGACCACCAUGAAGCAACAACAACAGCAACAGAAGGUACAAAAACAGUUAAUGGAAGUGUCUUCGAGCGAUACAAAACCCAAGAAGAAAUCAAACGAAAUAGAUAAACUGCUUCAGGACGAAGGAGUGGUUAAUUUGCUGUAUGAUGUUGAACAACCGGAAAGGAAACGUCUCAUUCCGAUUACAAAGUCCCAAACGAAAGUGAUGGACCUACAGAAGGUGCAACGGGAGCUGAAAAUCAGAACAAAAUUAGUACGAAAUGCUGUACUGAGACUUCGUACUUCGGGGGGAAGCCCAACAAAAAUAUCACCUAGAUCGAAACGAGGCACGCAACAAAUUAACCCACCUGAGAAUGAAACCAGGGAAAAUGAACGUAUCAAGUCGACUCGGUCGUCAGUAUCGUCCUCGGGCGAUUUUAUAUUUCCAGCAAAAAUCAGAAAUGCUGCCGAAGCGUCAAUAAUUGUAAGAAGGCAUUCGUCCAGCUCAUUUUCAAGUACUUCAGGAAGCCCGAGAGUCAGCAUCGACGGACCAGACCGACAAACAGAACCCAGCGGAGCUGAAGAAGGCCCAGCACACGUUACGAGAUCUGCGAGGCGGCGACAUUCACAGAAUGAGAAGAACAAACAAUCGACUGAUACACUGUCAGCACAUAAAAAAGUUGGCGUCAGUAGAAAAAAAUCAACAGAAAGCACCGAUCAUGAGUGUGUUGUAUUCCUUGAAAAAGGUAUUGCUGUAGCGAGUCGUCCAAACUUGCGUACCGAUAGUAGAAAUACUGAAAAACUCAAUAAAAAUAUUGAGAUCACUGAUAUUGGUCUGGCUAGCACCCAUGUUGCUGGGAUUAAGGUAUCAACUAGAUCAAAUGGGGCAUCUGUGGAAAAAGAAGUGCCGAAAACUAAGAAAGGAACAAAAACGAAAGCAGCUACAAACAAAGCAAAGGAGGCUCUUGAACAUGACAUGGAUAAUCUACAGGAGGACAAACUCUCCGCUUGUUUAGCCGAGGCAGUUUCCGCACUUUCAAAUGUUGAUGCAACUGCUGGUACCUCUGGAAGUGCAAUUGUUCUCCGCAAACUAAAAGCACCUUCAAAUGCAACCAAACUGACUGAUAAAAUACAACCUGACCUGCUAGAUCAGUUUAGCAACAAUGAAAUCAACCUGCGACGACAUGGCAAUAUCGUUGAAGUAAUAAUGAUACCAUCAUCUAGCAAAUUGAAGAAUGGAAUCACCCUCCAGCUAAUGCAGGAACUUCGCGAAGUAUUAUUGUUGCUGAGGAGGGACGACGGUUGUCGCGUAGUUCUUUUGACAUCCACUGGAACAAGUUUUUGUGAAGGUCUAGACCUCUCAAAUCUAAUAAAUUCUGACAGAGAAGAACGUCGGGUCAAUGCCGAGGAACUAGCUAAUGGAGUCAAGGAGUUUAUAAAGACAUUAGCUAAUUUCAAUAAACCCAUAGUGGCAGGGAUACAUGGAGCAGCUAUUGGAUUAGGUGUUACGAUGUUGCCAUUAUUUGACCUAGUCAUCGCCAGCGACAAAGCUACAUUCAGUAUGCCUUAUGGACAGCUUGGGCAAAUACCUGAAGGAGCGGCUAUACUUACUCUAUCUCAAACUAUUGGCAACACUGUUACGAGUGAGCUUUUGCUCGGUGGAAGGACAUUGACGGCUAGCGAAGCUCUAAGGGCAGGACUUGUAUCUCGGGUGUUGUGGCCAGACCGUUUUCAAGGAGAAUUGAUACCUUCCUUGCGAGCCAUGAGCGAACAUUCAUCACAGUCAAUGGAGGCGACGAAAACAUUGCUGCGACACAGCUUACGCAAGAAGUUAGACGCUGCAUUGGAGUCCGAAAGUUAUCUGUUGAUCCAGCAUUGGUGUUCUGCGGAAUGCCAAACGUUGAUAAAAAAUUAUUUAGAUGGUAAAGGUCACUGAGUAAUACAGCGCAUUUAUUAUGGAUAUAGUGUAUUAUAUAUCUUUAUAUAUAUAUUAUAUCUAAUGACAAACGGAAUUAGGUAGUUGAGAUUUACUUCACGCCAUAUUCUGUGAAGAGUACUGGUAUAUUAUAUAUAUAUAUAGAAUAAAUUUCAAGGAAACGCAUCAUCAAGCCAUUAAUACAGCGUACCAUAAAAUUACUCGUUUGGUAAUUUUUUAUAUUCUAUUUUAAAUUUAAUAUGCAUAACAAAGGCGUUUUCAUCAUCUGUAAAAUUCCAUGAACUGUAUGUGACACAAAUUAGUUCAAAUUGAACAUUGAAUUAUGGUUAAUUUUGAAUCAAUUUAUUAGCAUGGCAUUAAAACAUUUGUUGGCAAGAUUGUCGUUGAAUUUUUUUCACAAACUGUCACUACAAUUUAUGCUUUAGACUUAAUUGCAUUCAAAAAAGCAAUUUACCACUUUACUAAAUCAGGAAAGAAUGAAUUUUCAUCAAAUCCAAACUGUUUAAAAAGUACUGUUUUCUAGUAUUUAAUAAUGGGAUUAAUGACUGUAAGUUUCAAAGAAUCACAUUUCCGUUUUGGCGCAAUUAACGUAUU
Diprion similis is the source of this 5702-nucleotide messenger RNA. RefSeq lists its product as uncharacterized. The transcript is spliced from 8 exons. Bases 606 to 5108 code for a protein of 1500 amino acids. The record is from RefSeq and is a predicted model, not a curated record. NCBI's taxonomy places the organism in Eukaryota, Metazoa, Arthropoda, Insecta, Hymenoptera, Diprionidae.